GCUUGGAUUGUGCAUGACAUCGAGCACAUUCCAACGAGCCAAGAAUUCAACAUUCCAGGCUGAAAUGAACCAUAUUCUACGCCCACUCUUGGACGAAUGCGUGACGCUAUCAGUCCGCGUGCACACAUUGCCGCAAUCUGGGUUACCAACUACCACUAACGGUCAUGACGCAAUCCUCGUCAUCAUCAAUAAAUUCUCCAAAAUGGGACACUUCAUCCCGACACACACGACAGCACGCACCGAAGAAACAGCACAACUAUUCGUUCGCUACAUCAUAUCACAACAUGGCAUUCCAACCACACUCAUCUCCGACCGAGACCCCAAGUUCACCAACAAGUUCUUGAAGGAACUCAUGUCUCUACUCGGGACCAAACUCGCCAUGUCAUCCGCCUACCAUCCGCAGACAGAUGGACAGACCGAGUGCCUCAACCAAAUUUUAGAGCACCUUCUCCCCGCAGCAUGCAAAGACAAAAUCUCUAAAUGGGACUUGCAUCUGCCCGUCCUGGAGUUUGCCUACUACAACGCCACUCACGCCGCUACUGGACAGAUGCCGUUCUUCCAUUGCUACGGACUCCACCCACUCAUGCCACAAAAACCGACAGCAUCAGCUACAGUUUAACCCGCACAUGACUUCAUCACA
This is a messenger RNA of Closterium sp. NIES-67, 640 nucleotides long. Lineage: Eukaryota; Viridiplantae; Streptophyta; Zygnematophyceae; Desmidiales; Closteriaceae. The record is from the annotation of a GenBank genome assembly.